Molecule: messenger RNA, 1437 nt
Organism: Lachancea thermotolerans CBS 6340
Lineage: Eukaryota; Fungi; Ascomycota; Saccharomycetes; Saccharomycetales; Saccharomycetaceae
Gene: PUT1
Product: proline dehydrogenase
Exons: 1
Coding region: 1-1437 (478 amino acids)
Cellular component (GO): mitochondrion
Molecular function (GO): FAD binding; proline dehydrogenase activity
Source: RefSeq, a predicted model, not a curated record
AUGUUGUGCAGACAGACUGUUGCAGCAAGAAAUUUGAGAGCUUUGGCCUCGGGCUUUAGGCCGAUGGCCAUGACACAGCGUAUGAUGUCGCAGAGCACAGCAAACAAGGCGACUUUGAAGAUGGAGGCCGCGCGGCCUCAGACGGCAACGGCAAAGCCUGCCGCUGUUCGCGCCCCUGCUAGUGAGGCGCACCUACAGACUCUUUCUACCAAAGAAUUGAUUUCCCUAGGUGUAAUCGGAUUCGCUACCAUCAAUAAGCCCAUGCUGGAUUUGGUGCUGAAGAUGUUCCCGCUCGUGCCUGUGUGGCUUAUGAAGCUACUUGUGUCGUCCCUUUACUGUGGGGGUGACAACUUCCAGGAGGUCCGCGAGACCGGCAAGAGACUACAAGAGCGUGGAAUCAACAACAUGAUGUUGUCGCUAACCAUCGAAGAUGCCGAGGGCACCAAGAACAUCAACAUCGGCAGCAUUGUAUCAGAAACUAUUGCUUCCAUCCAUCAGAUCCUGAAGCCAAACUUGCAAGAGCAGCUCGACACGGUUGAAGAUGUUAACAGCAUUCCUCCUGGAUACAUUGCUUUGAAACCUUCCGCGCUCGUUUCAAACCCAUACGAGACCCUAUUGCACUUUAACGACCCCGAAUGGAAGGCUCAGCGUGAGGCUUUGGUCAACAACUGUGUCGCCAUUACUGAGGAGAUUUUUAAACUCAACCAAGAGUUCGCUAAGAAAUAUCCAGAGAGAAAAAUCCCGUUCUUCGUUUCCGUGAUAGAUGCCGAAAAGUACUCUUUGCAAAAGGCAGGUGUUUACGAGUUGCAACGCAUUUUAUUCCAGAAAUUCAACCCAAGAGACUCCAGUCAAGUCUCUUGCGUGGGAACGUGGCAACUUUACCUUACUGACUCUGCCUCUGACUUGGCCAAAGAGUACGAGCGUGCUGAAAGGGAAGGAUACAAGCUGGGCUUGAAAAUUGUGCGCGGGGCGUACAUUCACUCUGAGCCCAACCGUUCAACUGUUAUCCACCCAGACCAAGCUAGCACGGACGCGAACUUCAACACCGUCAUGAAGAACGUCAUCACUGACUUGCUUGAGAAAGGCGACCAAUCCACAUACGGUCACUUGGUUGUUGCAUCUCACAAUUACGAAUCGAACGCCCUCGCCACUAAACUUCUCGAAGGCCAUGAUGGUAAUAUUGGGAAGGCAAAUGUGGUACUCGGCCAAUUGCUUGGCAUGGCUGACAAUGUGACCCACGAUCUGAUUAACAAUCAAAAGGCCAAGAACGUUAUUAAGUAUGUUCCCUGGGGUCCACCAGUUGAGACCAAGGAUUAUUUGUUCAGAAGAAUGCAGGAGAACGGGGACGCUGUCAGAGCGGACAAUGGCUUUCCAUUGGUAAAGUCUGUUACUAAGGUUCUCCUUCGCUCGCUAUUCGGAAAGCCUCAGACUACAUAA